AUGGAUAUAAGCCACAACAACUUGUAUGGAGAAAUCUCACACAACUGGGGACAAUGCCCAAAGCUAAAAACCAUACUAAUGGCAGGAAACAACCUUUCUGGUAGCACACCACCUGAGAUAGGCAACGCAACCCAAAUUCAUGUGAUGGACCUUUCUUCAAAUCAUUUAGUGGUUGAGACAGAUGCGAAAAUUGCCAUUAACGACCUCGUCUCUGGCAAUGAGGCUUUUGGGGUUGCUGGGAGGAUUAUCAACGACAUCCACAUUGUAACAUCGAUAUCCAAUGUUUAA
Messenger RNA from Prunus armeniaca (apricot), 288 nucleotides. Lineage: Eukaryota; Viridiplantae; Streptophyta; Magnoliopsida; Rosales; Rosaceae. The record is from the annotation of a GenBank genome assembly.